AUGACUUCCGAAACCUUCGACCAAAACAGAGCGUACCCGCUGGUUGUCAACAACUGUCCAAGGAGGUGUGCGAGCAAGCCAACUGACUCCGAGUCUUCAGACCAACCUACAGGCCGCCUCAAUGCAUUACAGAGGACCAAAAACACCGAGGAGACCAUGGAUGUACAGGACUUGUUUAGUAGUUGCAGAAAGGGCGACAUUUGUAGAGUCAGAUACCUUGUUGAACAAAGAGACAUGGAUCUCAAUGUGAGGGACAAGUGGGACAGCACCCCUUUGUAUUACGCCUGCCUCUGUGGUCAUGAAGAGCUGGUCCAGUACCUGUUGGCUAGUGGUGCCAAGUGUGAAGCCAACACGUUCGAUGGGGAGCGUUGUGUGUAUGGCUCCCUGAGUGACUCUAUCAGACGCCUGCUCAAAGAUUAUAAGUGUGUCAGCAUCCGUGCCAUGCAGCGCAAUGAUUUUAACUACUUCCUGCACAUGAUUCUUGAGCAGGGUCAGCACAGUGAUGUCAAGUUCCUGGUUCACGGACAAACUUUUCUGGCCCACCGAUGUAUUCUCAGCGCACGCUCAGAGUACUUUACAGAAAUGUUUGAGACUAAAUGGAAAGGAAAGAACCUCAUCACACUCAAGCAUCCACUGAUUAAUCCUGCAGCUUUUGGAGCCAUCCUGCAAUAUUUCUAUACAGGAAGAAUGGACAUUGAUAUAAGUCUUUUGGAGGACAGUAGAAGACUUGCAAAGCAGUGCAAAAUGGCAGAUCUUAUCGAAGAGCUGGAGAAUAAAUGUAAACAAGUGUACGAGUUUGUGUCCAACAAGCCGGGAAUCUGUGUUAAAGUUCUCAGCCUGGAGCCUCAGACCUGCCAGCUGCAGGAUGACAUGGCUCAGUUAGCAGACUGCGCUUUGCCCACCGAACUAAGAGUUGGAUUUGGUGAACUGCCCUUUAACAGGGUCGACCGUUUCCCCACAUAUCCCGACAUCUGCUUUAGAGUGGAUGGUUAUGAUUUUUUAUGCCAUAAGGCGUUUUUCGGCGGACGUAGUGAUUAUUUUAAAGCGUUGCUGGAGGACCACUUUAGCGAGGGAGAGCAGCUGCAGUCUCAACCAAGCACCCCAGUGAUAACCUUACACAACAUCUCCCAUGAAAUCUUCAUCCACAUCAUGUACUUCAUCUACACUGAUGACACAGAGUUGACGAUGGAGAGCGUGUUUGAUGUGCUGUGUGUGGCUGACAUGUAUCUGCUGCCGGGGCUGAAGCGACUCUGUGGGAAGACGCUUGCUAAGACUAUUUGCGAGGACAACGUCCUGCACAUGUGGAAGACGGCCAAGCUUUUCCGUCUCUCUCGGCUGGAGGAUCAGUGCACAGAGUUCAUGGCCAAGAUAAUCGAGCGGCUGGUGGAGCAGGCUGAGUUUGCCGACAUCGUCAAGGAGGACGCCGAAUCACUUGAGGAGCGACACGAGACGGACUCUGUCCCUCUGGUGGACGAAAUCCGCUACCACAUCGCCAGCAACGUGCAGACAUACAGCGCGAUCGAAGAGGCCAAUCAGAAACUGGAGGCUUUGGAGGAGCUGCUCUCCAGCAUUAAUAUUGAUUGUUAAGGUGUCAUGUUUUCUUUGCAGCUGCUAAGAGCUGAGAAGUAAAAACAUAGGCAAAGGUAUGUUACUUUUAUUUGCAGUGCAUGGCACAGAGUAUACUGCAUCAGAGAGCUGGUUCUGAUGUUACAAGCGUAUAUUCGGAGACAGCUGUUGGCUGAUUAAACCCUCUUAAAGAGACAUACAAAAUUACAAAAGGUAUUUGUAUAAAUAUACAAAGAGAAACUGUCCUCCUGCUCUACCAGUUGGAUUGAAGAUAAUUGCAUUGAAUUUAUUGCGUAUCUGGAACGCAAGAUUUGCAUUGAAUAUGCAAAAAAAAUAUUUUAGACAUUAGUAAUAGCUGCCAAUUGACUCUUUCUGAUAUGUCUGUUCCUUAAAAAUUAGCAGUUUAAACCUGCUUUAUUUAAGUAUGUGUUCAAUGUAACUUCAUGUAAUUUAUUAUUGUGUCUGGGGGGGAAGCUAAACAGAGUUUUGGUUCCCCAAAUUUAUUUAGAUGGUUGUCUGCUUCCUGAUUUGAAGUCACACAAAAACAUAGUCAGAUUGGAUUUUGCAGUUCUCAUUGACCCUCUCUUUGUAGGACCAACAAUCCUCCAGUGCACUUUGUUCAAACCUAAAAUAGAUUUUUCUGCAAACCUGUUUGCUACAUGUGUGUCGUGGAGCAUGCAGUUGUCAGCGCUGUUGUCCACCUGCUGUCUCACAUUUGCUUACUCCCACUGUCAUCAGAAAUAGAAAAGUAGUUGCUCCUAAUUUUAACAUUAAAUGUGUGAUUGCAAGAAUAUGUGGUGUUCGUUCAACUUUUGGUCUGGUCUAAACCUCAACAAAUUUGACUGUUUCUGAUAUUGUAUCUUUAGCAGUGCUGCUACCACCAGAGAUGAUGUAAUCUGUGCCCAAUCCCUGUUGCUCAAACGUGUCUGUAAUAGCUUUUCAUUAGUUUGAUCUGAAGUUUGACUUCUCAACUUGUGCUGGUCAAAACUCCCACCUGUCCAACUUUUGGAUUCAUGACAUUCACUUCAACUGAAAGAACACUAAAAAUACCCAAAUAAAGUACUUAUUUUGGAAAUCUCACAUUUUUGGACAAACUUUCUAGCCAAAUGGCACAGAUUGUUAAGUUUCAACUUGCUUGUUUUCCUCUGCUUUUUACCUGUGCCUUCUGCUGAGUGACUUUGUUGAUGUGACAGCACAGCCUUAUGGUGGUCUUCUACCUUAUAUAAAUUAGAAUAUCCAAGAAAAAAUGUACUGUAGGUUUUAUUCGCAGAAUUUUUAAAAAUGAAUCAGCUGAAGA
Messenger RNA from Menidia menidia (Atlantic silverside), 2863 nucleotides. The record is from the annotation of a GenBank genome assembly. Lineage: Eukaryota; Metazoa; Chordata; Actinopteri; Atheriniformes; Atherinopsidae.